AGUUUGAUUAUCAUGAUGUAGUACAUCCACAACUUGGGUGUGCCGAAAGACUGGGAGUUUGUGGAUGUUUAUGGGCUGGACGCAGAACUGCUCAUGAUGGUGCCCCGACCUGUGAUCGCAGUCAUGCUGCUCUACCCCAUCACAGAACAGUCUGAGUCUGCUGAGAAUAAGCUGGGUGAGGAAAAGCAGAAUGUGGGUGGUGUGUACUACAUGAAACAGACUGUUGGCAAUGCAUGUGGAACAGUAGCAGUUAUACAUGCCCUCGCUAACAAUCAAAACUCAAUCAACUUUGAAGACAAUAAACAUUUCAACAAGUUUUUAGAAGACACGCUUGGUAAAGAACCCAAUGAGAUUGCAAAUAUUCUGGAAAAUGAUUCGGCGAUGGGAGCAGCUCAUGAUGACACUGCACAGGAGGGACAGACAGAGGCACCUUCCAGAGAUGACAAGAUUAACACACACUUCAUUGCGUUUGUGUGCAGAGAAGAAGGCCUCUAUGAACUAGAUGGAAGGAAAUCGGGACCAGUAUUUCACGGCAAAACCACGCCAGACUCUUUACUAGAGGAUGCUAUUGAGGUGGUUCGGAAGUUCAUGGCCAGGGACCCCACUCAACUCAACUUUACCCUGAUGGCGCUUGCUAACGUCUCCUAGUGCGCUGGUUUACAUCUCCUUGUGAGCUAGCUGACAUCUCCUUUUGAGCUAGCAAACAUCUUCUAGACAUUGGGAAACAUCACAUAUUUAUUUUGUCAACUUCGGCUAUGGAACCUUCACAUGUACAACUCUUAUGUGAUGCUUUCAGGAGCAAUAUUAUUCCUCUGCAGGAUUGGGGAGAUUUGUCAAUCUGAUGCGGAACAAGAUUAGGACUGCUUCAUCUAUUUUCUGAGACAGUUGCUACUUUGUUUGGUGGAAUAUAUUAUGGAAUAUUCCUGUUAGGAUUUAGGUUAUAUAUAAAUCAGACUGCAAUAUUAAUUUUGAAUGUUACAGAUAUAUAACACAUUAUUGAUUUUGAAUAUUACAGAUAUAACUGCUCUGGGGCUGUAUUCAUAAAUUAGCUUUGGUUGAAUUUUCAAUUUUAGUAUUAAAUUGCCUUCUUUUGUAAGCUAAAUUUGAAGAAAAAUAGCAAUGUUUGUACAAUAAAAAUAUGCAAGACAAAAAUCAAUCUCGAUUAUGAAAACAUAUUAUGAAAAGUGGAGGGGAUUUAAGGUAAAUGUUGUCGAAAAAUGGACAUUUUCACUACGAUGUCUUUAAUAUGAAUAUGGCUCCUGGUGUGUGCUGUUGAGUUUCUUAAAUAUGUGUUUAUAUGAACUAUCUGUAAAACAAAGAAUGCCAUAAUGCAUGAGUUUCUAAAUGAAAUCCCCAAAGAGCGUUAAAUAAUUAUACCAUUUUGAUAUUCGUUUGAUAUCCAUUAUCUACAUAAGCCAAGGCUGUAUGUAUAAUAAAUCAGAUUCAAUUGCUCCGAGGUAUUUUCUGUGUCAGAUUUGUUCAUAACCUUGUGACAUUAAUUAAUUCUACAGCUUAAGGCUUAACUUUUCAUUUGGUUUAUUAGCACUGGGAAUAUAUUGAAUGAAUUAGGAACACAAGCAGAUUUAGGAUAGGGAGAGGGGACGGAUCGCACCAGGCAUUUCUGGUUUGAAAUUGUUAAGAUUUUUCUUGGGGGAAUACCCUCAAACUCCCCUUGCCAACAUUUUGAAAACCGCAUAAAUUUUGGUUUUGUGAAUGGUGCGAAAAUGAAAAAGUUGUGUCGGUAAGUUAGGCCCCCUCUUACAUUAAUUCCUGUAUAUGCCCUUGGGGAUUAAUAAUUUAUUAUAAGAAAUACAAAUCUCAAUGCCCGCAGACUUGCCAAAUUUUAUGCAUCAUUUUUCGACUGGUAUACUAUUUAUUCUUUAAUUCAAAAUAUUAAUAAAGUCUUGGUGAGACAGAAUGAUUAAGUAUGCAAAUAUAAAGUGUCUGUUUAUAUUGCAUUGUUUCUGAUAUUAAAAAUAAGAACACCAACAAAAAAGUCACUUGUGUGUUGACCUCAACUGACAGUAUAUCACUUAAUAAAAUGUCAUUAUAGAAUCUUAAUAUAGCUUCAUGAAUUAUUAUCAACAGCGGAUCAAGGGGUGGGUGGGGGAGGCAGUAAGGUCCCCCCUCAAAUUUCCAAGUCUUUAUUUCAUGUCAUUAUGGUAGAGAAAAUAUGCAUAAAUUACAAUCCACCAUUUUAUAAUAAAAUAACAGAAAUAUUUCGUGGGAAAGGACACCCCAAACCCCACUUGCCAUGUUUAGAGCCUAUUUUGUGGGAUCCUGGGGAACAAAGUGCAUGCACGACCAAAGUUGCACUCCUUAAGUGCUAACCCUCAAGGUCAAACCCUGGAUCCACCCCUGAUUAUGACAGAAAAAAGUAAUCCAUUUUCGUAAGAAUUCAGACAAAUUCUCCAGAAAUAGUUGUGGUUUUCUCGGAAUAUUAAAACCCAUGGGAAUAUAAAAGUGGAAGCAUUAAUUCUCAAGAAAUUUCAAGGGAGUCCUUUACAUGAAAAAGAACACAAGUUCUGACAAUUAAUUGAGAACACCUCUUAAAUAAUUCUAUUACAAAAACCUUCUGUGUUUGUGUGAUGUAUGUACUUUUCUAUAUCAAACGGUCUUAUGUGGGUUAAUUACACACUUUUAUUUCACUGUUUCUUUUUUAAACAACUUGUUACAGAAGGUUUAAAUCCAUAAAUCCUCUUAAGAACUUAGGUGAAAUUUAUAUGACUUGGUACAUAGCUGAUGUCAACAUAAAAGGCCACAGUAUGAGUUUAUGCAAAGUAAAUGGAAAGAGAUAAAAAUAUAAGCAAUAUGUUGGUGCUUUUUUAACUGGGGAUUUUGUGGCCACAGCUAAUUAUUAAAGGAACCAGUUUAUAGAGGCUACUAUUUUUUUUAUCUUUACACAAAUCAUAUGGGUUGUUUUUGUUUUGAUCAUUUAAGUCAAAUGAAUUAAACAUAAUAAUGCAUUAAAAUAAAAAUUUGUUUUCGCAUCAAGCUAUAUUGUGUCCCUUUAAAGGGUCUGCAGUCAUUAAAGGGGGUCUCUCACAGGUGAAUGUUAAAAAAAAUAUGUUCAUGUAUUCUGGAACCGACUGCAGUAAAUGAUGAGUUGUCAUUAUAAAAUUGAAGUUAAAAUAAGGGUUUUUAAAUAUUUGAAAAUGAAACAGAAAAUCCUUCAUUUCAUGUUAAGUCGAAAAUUGGAUGAUUAUAGACAAGAAUUUACAAAAAGCUAUUGUCCGAUACUGUUUGGUGUUAAAUGAAUUUAUAGAUAUGCAAAAAAAUACAGACAUAAAAAAGAUAUUUGUGAGAGAUCCCCAUAAAAACAAUAAAUGGGUUUUCAUUCAUUCAGCCAUUUUUGCAACAGCUUCUAUAACAGUAUCAUCCUUUUUACAUAGGACAUCAAUAAUUCCUAUUAAUGGCCUUUUGCUUUUUAUGCUUUGGUUGUAUGUAGCUUAAUUGCAGAAAAAAUAUCAAAUAUUCAUGAAAACUGGUAAAAGGAAUGUUCCUUAUAUUUAAUGGUCAGGCAUCUGUGAAAGUAUUCGAAUAAAAAAUACUGGUCCACUUGUUGAAAUGUUAAUAAAACAGUAUUUAAUUUGA
Messenger RNA from Mya arenaria, 3594 nucleotides. RefSeq names its product ubiquitin carboxyl-terminal hydrolase isozyme L3-like. Gene Ontology annotation, molecular function: cysteine-type deubiquitinase activity. Gene Ontology annotation, biological process: ubiquitin-dependent protein catabolic process; protein deubiquitination. Lineage: Eukaryota; Metazoa; Mollusca; Bivalvia; Myida; Myidae. The transcript has 7 exons. Bases 94 to 648 code for a protein of 184 amino acids. Gene Ontology annotation, cellular component: cytoplasm. The record is from RefSeq and is a predicted model, not a curated record.